This is a messenger RNA of Impatiens glandulifera, 1572 nucleotides long. RefSeq names its product putative UPF0481 protein At3g02645. Lineage: Eukaryota; Viridiplantae; Streptophyta; Magnoliopsida; Ericales; Balsaminaceae. The record is from RefSeq and is a predicted model, not a curated record. The transcript has a single exon. The coding region runs from base 1 to 1572 and encodes 523 amino acids.
AUGGCUUUAUCAAGAGAAGUUAGUUCAAGAUCAUUUUCCCGAACAAAAAGUGGUUGGAUUGGAAUAGUAAGCAAGAUCCUCGAGAACGAAAUAUGUGUCGAUAUCGAUGUCCCCGUAUCCAUUUUUCGAGUUCCCAAAACCAUAUCCGUUUACAAACCUCAAGCCUAUAUUCCACAUGUUAUCGGCCUUGGUCCAUACCAUCACUUCGAUCAAGACCUCUACGAUAUGGAAAGAUACAAACUAGCCGCCGCCACUCGUCUACAAAAAAAGUUCCAUUUCGUGGAAUUCGCUGACCUAAUAAAGAAACUCGGUGAAUUUGAACAUAAAAUUCGUGCAUGUUACCAUAAACACUUGGAUAUGGAUGGUGAAACCCUAACUUGGCUCAUGGCGAUUGAUGGUAUGUUCUUACUCGAGUUCUUAUACUUUCAUGUUGAGAAGAAAGCGUUUAGUUUAACUCAAGUUGCCACCGCUCAUUUAGUCGAUCCGGCUGGGAGGAAACUCGUGCAACACUCGAUUCUUAGUGAUAUAAUGAUGUUGGAAAAUCAAUUUCCGAUAUUUUUUUUACGAGAGAUAUUGUUGAUUCAAUCCACGUCUUUGGAGAUGAGCGAUGAUUUACUUCCCUCGAUGCUUUUUGGUUUUUGCAAGAUGAUCACGCCGUUGAAACUCAAGGAGAUUGAAAAUAUCGAUUUGCAACGCGUUUUAUCGCAUCCCCAUUUGUUGGAUCUUUUGUAUAAUUUGAUUGUACCUAAAUUUGACGGAGUCGGCUACGAAUCGUGUCGCGGAAUGGAAAUCGAGCAACCAAACGACGAGAAACCUAGUCGUAUUCGUCAGCUUGUCAAUAAAUUUGUAAACGCGGUCUCAAACAUAAGAAUAAGCCGAAUCAUAGCUGCGCUCGAAUCUAUAGUACCGAUCCUCUCCACCUUAAAGUUGUCUAAGGGAAAAGAAUCGUCAGAUGGUCUAGACGAUGAAGAAAAAACACUCCCGGUUAUCGAAGAAAUCAUGAUUCCUUCGGUAACCGAGCUAGUUGGAGUGGGAAUUCAAUUCAUUCCGACUAAUGGUGGGAUCUCCACAGUUAGAUACGAUGAGAUUGAAAGGAAAUUUUAUCUACCGGUUAUCACGUUGAAUUGCAACGCGGAGGUGGUAUUGAGAAACUUAGUGGCUUACGAAGCUUCUAUCGAGGCUAGGUCUCUAGUUCUUGCUCGAUUUAUGGAGCUAAUGAACGGAAUCGUGGAUACUAGAGAAGACUCGAGAAUACUAAGGGAAGCAAAGAUCGUGGUGAAUAGUUUGAAAAGCGAUGAAGAGGUGACGGAAUUGUUUAAUGGAAUGAGUAAAUCGGUUAGGUUGACAAGGGUUUUGCAUAUCGAUAAGGCGAUUGCGGAUAUAAAUUGUUACUAUGAUAAAACCAAACAUGUUGGAAUUCAUAGAGCUAUCAAGAAGUAUGUGUAUGGAUUUUGGCGGAUUUUGGUGGUGAUUAUGAUUGUCUUACUUAUGUCAAUGAUGUUUUUACAAUCUUUUUGUGAGGUUUAUGAUUGUCCUCGUAUAUUUAAAACUAUCAAACUUGAUAAAUCAUGA